Spirodela intermedia is the source of this 1727-nucleotide messenger RNA. NCBI's taxonomy places the organism in Eukaryota, Viridiplantae, Streptophyta, Magnoliopsida, Alismatales, Araceae. The record is from the annotation of a GenBank genome assembly.
AUGAGAGAGAAUGUAAUCGAAGAAAUGAGGCAGAUGCAACAAGAUGGUGAGACAAAAAGGAAGAUGCUGGAGAUGCUUAAGCGGGUCCACCUGGAAGAGGAGACGAACGAUGCAGAAGUUGAUGACGAAUUUGAAGGUGGUUCUUUUAUUUUCAUUUAUAUUGAGUAGCAACAAGCAUCAUCUAAUGAAGAAUCAAGAAGAAACAUGGAGUAUUAAUGAAGAAUCCAUGGCUUUUUUAAUUUUUCGUGCUUUCUUGAACUUAUAUGCAAUAUUAUGAUUAACUCCUAUGUCACCUUUUAAAUAUCGCCACUUCUCUGAACAUGGCUCGCUUUUGAGAAUGUUAUGCCAUCUAGGGUCUAGCACCUAGGAUAGGGAAAUUACCGUUAGGAUAUCUUGUUAUUUCAGAACUCUCAAAGAAAAUAAUUAUCCCUGUGGCAGUAACAGAAAUUUCCAUUCCUGCCGCAUUGCUUAUGUGCCUGUAAAUCUACACCAGAAACUGUGUUUUAUGCUGGACCCUUAAUUAUCAUGUAUGUUAAUUUCUGUGCUUUAAAUCAACUUUAAGAUUAUAUUUAGGUUUUUUCUAACCCUUGAGAUACAUUCUUUAAAUUUCUCAAUAUCUUAAUUAUUAUGAUUUUCUUUCUCAGAUUCAAUGCUUUCCCAGGAGACUAUUCAGAAGGUUUUAUCUGGUACGCCAUUUCUGCUCUAUCCAAAACAUUCAGACGGUUUUAACCAUUACUUCCCAUAUAUCAGGGCGUUAUAGAAACAUAACGCCAUGAGACUUUAUUAUAUAGAAUAAAUAAUCUUGAUCUCCAUUAGUGUUGCCCGCUGUCUGUAUGCAUCUCUCUGUUUCUUUGUCUAGGUAUUUACACCUCAUUUGCUUCUUUUUAGGGAACGAUCUGAAUUUGGAAGACCUGUCUCCAGAGGAGAGGAAGCAGUUUCAGAGAGCAAUCACGUCGGGUGUGCUGAGUAAGAUGAUAGAGCCAUGGGAACCAUGGUGGCUGAAGCCAUCUGCAAGAGCAAUCUCGCUUAGACAGGAUGGAACCCAGCUUGUGAGGCCAGUCGAUGACCAGGCCAGCAGCGAAACGAGCUUGAGCGAGAUUCCUCCCGGGCCAGAGACCCCAUUGCUGCUUCUUUGUGAGCUGACAAGCAGAGACCCGUCUCCCCUCUUACCGGUUCAUCUUCUGGACGUUCUAUACAGCUACUGUUUCACUCUCCGCCUGUACAAUGGCGACUGGCGGUGCGAUCCUCUGGGCGCUGCCAUGGUAGUUCUCAGCGUGUCGGCGAUCCUGGAAGAGGGCAGACAGCCGGCAACAGUGCCUGAGGCCCUCGGCCACUGCUUGGCCCGGACCUGCUCUUCUGAGUACAAGCAUGCUGGUGGCCUCCGGCUCGGCCAGAUACUCCUUGACGACACCAUGGGAUUACUAUUUCUUGGGAGCGAUGCCCUGGUUUGCCUGCUCUGCGACCUGCAGAGGCUAAUCCUGGCAGGGGGGACGAUGCUCAGGUCCGAGAAGAUGAGAAAGGAAAAGAAUGUGGAGGCGAGGAGCAAGCUCAGGCGUGCAGACAAGAAGGUCUACUUCCUCAUGUGCUGGGCCAAUGAGCAGCCGGGGGAAGCCUGGUCUUCCUUGGCCAGCCUUGUCGAGGUGGAGAAGGCUUCCAUGGCGGCAAUUGAGGAAGCCCGUAACCUUACAAAGGAGCCCAGAAGGAAGCCUUUGAUCGAGGAACUGUAG